AUGCUUAAAAAGAAACUACUUGCUCAUGUGCCCGCCAGCGCCUGCCUCAGCGACGGGCAUAACACCUGGUCGUUGACUGAUCUCAAAAGCGCAGCAACGAGCUGGAUUAACAAGCUGGACGAGCUUAACGUCCGGCGGGUAGCUUUCGAUCUACCCAACGGCUUCGACUGGGCUGCUCUGGACAUCGCUCUGCUGGAAUCUGACAGAGUUGCGAUACCUAUCCCAUCGUUUUUCAGCACAACCCAGCGCAAUCACACGUUAAAAGCCUCUGGUGCUGAGGUCAUGAUCACGCUGAGCGAAAGCGCAGCAGGCGCGCACUCGGGAACAGAGGUCGAUUUCAAACGUUUCGACAUCGCGCAUAGGUUUGAUGCUGAAGAUGUGGCACUACCCGCGGGAACUGCGCUGGUGACUUUCACGUCCGGCAGCACAGGUGAACCUAAAGGUGUCUGUCUUAGCGCAGAAACGUUACUGCAAACGGCCAACAGCCUGUAUGAGACGCUGAAAGAUCAGGAGAUACAGCAGCAUCUGUGUGUGUUACCCCUGACACUGCUGCUGGAGAACACCGCAGGCCUGUUUGCCAAUCUCCUCAACGGCAGCACUAUAUACGUGCCCGAUCUGGCUGAAAUUGGCGUUCAAGGCAGUAGCCAGGUGGACGUGGGCCAGUUCGUGAAGGGGAUUGAAACAUUUGGUCCGGACAGCAUCAUCGUUGUGCCUGCCCUUCUGCUUGCAAUCACCGCUUCAGCUGAAUUUGGCCUGGUGACCUUUAAACACUUUAAAUUUGUAGCCGUGGGCGGCGGCCGCGUGACCCCGGAACUGCUGCAUCGGGCCGCGCAGCAGAACAUUCCUGUUUAUGAGGGUUAUGGGUUAACCGAGUGCGGCAGCGUGAUCACACUCAAUACACCCACGGCACAGAAAAUCGGCAGCGUUGGAAGAUUGUUACCCCAUGUUAAAGCCUGCAUUGAAAACGAAGAGCUGAUUGUCACUCACCCACGCAUGCUGGGCAUCAUCGGUGACCUGGAUACAUGCACAAAGGUUGCAACCGGCGACCGUGUUGCCAUAGACGCAGACGGCUACGUGACCGUUUAUGGACGUCUUAAAAACACCUUCAUUACCGCCUACGGACGCAACGUGUCACCGGAAUGGGUUGAAAGCGAAUUGCAGAAUGAACUGUGUAUCAGCCACGCCGCGGUGUUUGGCGAAGCGGCGCAAAGCAACACAGCGCUGCUGUUGCCAAGAGGUGAGCCCACUGAUGCUGAACUCGACGCGGCGGUCAGCGCCAGCAAUCAGCGACUGCCUGACUACGCACAAGUCGGCGCAUGGUAUCGCGUGACUGCUGCAGACAUGAACAACUACAACGGUCUGACCAGCAACGGGCGCGUACGCCGACAGCUUGAUCUACUUGCGGCCCCCAUUAUCGAAGACGUGGCACAUGGGCGUGUCACCCUCGAGAUGUAUCACGCUUUUUUAACCAACGCUUACCAUCACGUGCGCUUUACGGUGCCGCUGAUGAUGGCCACCGCAAGUCGUAUACACCCAAGCCAGAUGCACCUGAUCAGUGCGUUUAAAGAAUACAUAGAUGAAGAAAUUGGUCAUGAGCGAUGGAUCCUUAACGAUCUUGAAGCCUGUGGUGCAGAUGCCCAGCAGAUCGCCGCAAGCGAACCCAAUUUCGCCACAGAAGUGAUGCUGGCUUAUGUUCGCGACUACAUUACAACGGUUAACCCCAUCGGUUUUCUUGGCAUGGUACAUGUUCUGGAAGGCACCAGUACGUCACUUGCCAGCAGCACUGCAGACCUCAUUGCACAAGCCCUGGACUUACCCAGCAAGGCGUUCACCUACCUGCGCAGCCACGGUGCUUUAGACAUAGAACACGUUGAUUUUUUCAAGCAGUUGCUCGACGGUCUGACAGCAGCGGAUAUGCACCAUGUCAUUCACGUUGCAAAACGUGUUUAUGUACUUUACGGCAACCUCAUGCCGCUUAAGCAACGCGCCGUUCUGCUGACAGGCGCAACAGGUGGUAUUGGUCAGGCGCUUGCGAAAGUGCUGGCCAACGCAGGACACACGCUGAUACUCAGCGCACGCUCAGAGGAAAAACUAAAACAGCUGAAGGACAAUCUGCCCGCCAGAAGCAUCAUCAGCACAGUUCGGGCUGACUUAACGUUACCCACAGAUCUCGACAACCUCGCGCAAGCGGCCGCGCAGAACGGUGUUGAUACCCUGAUCAACCUGUCCGGCGCCAAUCAGUUUGCACUGCUGGAAAAUACCGAAGCGGCGGCGUUGACAAAUAUGGUGCAACUGAAUCUGCUGGCACCGAUGCAACUGACACGUUUGUUGCUGCCGCACCUGCGUAAAAAUCCUCACGGCAUGAUCGUCAACGUGGGUUCUGUCUUUGGCACAAUUGGACAUCCGGGUUACACCGCCUACUGUGCUUCAAAAUUCGGCCUGCGUGGAUUCACCGAAGCGUUGCGCAGAGAAGUCAAAAAUACAUCCAUCGACGUGAUUUACUUCGCCCCGCGCACAACCAGCACCGCGAUGAACAGCGAAGCUGCCAAUCAACUCAAUGACGCGUUAGGCAACGCCAGCGAUACACCUGUGUACGUGGCGCAAAAAAUUCUCAAAUCAAUUGAACAGAAAGCAAAGAGCACUUAUCUCGGUUGGCCGGAGCGACUGUUUGUGCGUGUUAACCAGAUCAUGCCCGGGGUUGUAGAUCGCGCCCUGGAGAAAAAAUUAUCCACCAUUGAACAAUUCGCCAGGACAACCUGA
This is a messenger RNA of Symbiodinium necroappetens, 2760 nucleotides long. The record is from the annotation of a GenBank genome assembly. NCBI's taxonomy places the organism in Eukaryota, Dinophyceae, Suessiales, Symbiodiniaceae.